AGAUAAUCUAACAUCAAACUCGUUGGAUAAUCCAACUUUGGGAUUAUAAUUAACCACUCCACCCACCACAAUCCAACUCAACUGUUUACUAGUCCAUUCGCUGGAGAAUCAUGUAACUGCUACUUAUGUCGUUCUCGUACCAAUUGUCAGAACCCUUACAUAAUCGUAGGAUUCGUAAUGAAGUUCAAAGUCUCAUGGUUGAGGAACAUCACCGCUGAAGAUUUCCAUGGAAAAUUCAAAUUAGGGUUCCAAUCAAACCUAGUAAAAGGUUUUCUUCCUCACACUCCCACUUCACACAGGCCCUUCUCCGUCGUCUCGGAUCGUAUUCAUCAUAUACUAAGUUGUGAGAAUCUAACCCCUCGGCCUAGAAACUGUCAUGAAAGAACUCUGGUUUCCAACUCUAUUGCUGACUCCGAUGAACCCAUAACCGUUCAUCGAGAUGACCCAUCUGCUGUUUAUGUCCAAAACGUCCUUUAUUUCAGAAGGCACAAACCAGUGGAGGAGAUCGACAGGGCUCUUAGUCUAUGCGACCUUGUGCUAACCGAAGAUUUUGUUCUCAAGGUGCUGCGAAGACAUCGAUCAGAUUGGAAACCCGCCUUCAUUUUCUUCAAUUGGGUUACCAAAAAAGGUACUAACGAAGAUAAAUUCACCCCUGGUUCUGUUAUUUACAAUGAGAUUCUUGAUAUUCUCGGGAAAUCCCACCGCUUUGAGGAAGUAGACAAGGUGUUUGUGGAAAUGUCUAAGAGAAAAGAACUUGUUAAUGAGGAAACGUAUUCAGUUCUUCUUAAUAGAUAUGCUGCAGCUCAUAAAGUGGAGGAAGCGAUCAGCAUUUUCUACAGAAGGCAAGAAUUUGGACUUGAGAUGAAUUUGAUUGCAUUUCAGUCACUUUUGAUGUGGUUAUGCAGAUACAAGCACGUAGAAGCUGCAGAGACCCUGUUCCAUUCCAAGAAGCAUGAGUUUGUUAUUGAUAUAAAGACGAGCAAUAUUAUCCUCAAUGGGUGGUGUGUGUUGGGGAAUGUUCAUGAGGCCAAAAGGUUUUGGAGGGAGAUAAUUGAAUCAAAAUGCGAGCCUGAUAUUUACACUUAUGGAACUUUGAUUAACUCAUUGACAAAGAAAGGAAAGCUGGGGACAGCUUUGAAGUUGUUUAGAGCCAUGUGGGAGAGAGGAUUGAAAACUGAUGUUGUGAUCUGCAAUUGCAUCAUUGAUGCCCUUUGUUUCAAGAAGAGGAUUCCUGAAGCUCUAGAGAUCUUCAAGGAAAUGAACGAGAGAGGGUGUGCAGCAAAUGUUGCAACUUACAACACUCUUAUCAAACACCUUUGUAAGAUUAGGAGGAUGGAGAAGGUUAAUGAGCUUUUGAAUGAAAUGGAAGAGAGAAAGGGGAGCUGUUGGCCAAAUUCUGUGACUUUUAGCUAUUUACUCAGGUCGAUAAGGGGUCCGGAGGAAGUUCCUGUACUCUUGCAAAGGAUGGAAACAAGUGGCUGCAAGAUGACUAGUGACAUAUACAAUCUGAUUCUGAGAUUGUAUAUGGACUGGAAUAUACAGGAAAGGGUUAAGUCUACUUGGAAUGAAAUGAAAGAGAUGGGGUUGGGACCCGAUCGUCGCUCUUACACGAUUAUGAUUCAUGGGUUGUAUGAGAAGGGAAGAACAAAAGAUGGGCUGCGCUAUUUCAAUGAAAUGACAUUGAGGGGAAUUAUGCCGGAGUCGAAGACCGAAAAGUUGGUGAAUGCUACGAAUGUCAAAGACUCAAAAUGCCAGAAAGGAGAGCCAAGUAGAAAAGCUUAUUAAACAAGCGCCAAAUCUUGGAAAAAUAGAUAAGCUACCUGCAACUGGGAGAAAUUAAAACGAAGAACAGCCCCAUAAAUGUGCUUUCUCUCACGAUUAAAGUUUGUUGCAGCCAUUGCUAAUACGUUUCUUUCGAUGGGGAAGAGUUUUCUCUACACAUUGUCUACAUGGGCGUUUGAGGAUUUUCAGGGUUGAUCAGUCGGGAGUGACCAGUUGUCAUAGCCCGUAGGCCAUAGGUCUCGAUCCCAAGCACAAACUAACUAUAGCUGGUCGUGCUCUCUGAUCAUGAUUGUCGGUCUAGAGUCCCAAUUGUCGAUAACCAGAGACCAACGAUCAGGACUGACGAGAAGUGUCCAGCAAUCAGGACUACUAACCAAUGAUGUGCACAAACUAACUAUAGCUGGUCGUGCUCUCUGAUCAUGAUUGUCGGUCUAGAGUCCCAAUUGUUGAUAACCAGAGACCAACGAUCAGGACUGACGAGAAGUGUCCAGCAAUCAGGACUACUAACCAAUGAUGUGGACUGUGGAUCAAUAAUCAAUGACCACUUCAGUGACAGGGACCAGCAAGAAAAGAUCAAGGACAAGGGAUCGGGGUAUGUGACUGGCAACGACUCACAUCAUCUGAAUGUCAUUGGUCAUUAGUGCUCUGGCCUAACUGUUGGCCAUUGGUUGUUGCUGGUGGGUGGUUGUCGUCAGUUCCUGAUCAUUGAUCUUUCGUUUGUAGUCACUAACCAUCUGUUGCCAGUCUUGGUCUCUGAUCGUGGUUCUCAGUCUCCAUUUCCGAUUGACAACCAUCAGUAGCCUAACAAUCAUGACUUGUAACUAGUGGCUAGUGAUAAGACUGGGACUGCGGAAUUCUGACCAGCGACUGGCACUAAGAAUUUGGAUUUGAUCAUUGAAAACCAAGACCAACAACUGCAGACUGCUGAUGGAGAUCAAGGAUCGUCGACUAGUGACCAAUCUAGGCAUUGAUGAAUAGCAACCAGUUUGACUUUUGGGAUUGGGGAUCCGAUGACUGGCGAUUGGGACUAGGGACUACCGGAAAGGAAUUUGUUGAAUUUGUCUCCCACAGCGAAAUUCCUUUGGCUGCACACUACCAUUUCCUUCAACUUCUGAAGUUGAUCCAUGGGAACUGACAAACUCCACUGAAGGGAUUGGAGGAGAAGUAAGGAGCCCAUUUCAUCUGCUGUGUCAUCUAUCAAUCCUUGCCUUCUCUGUUCUACUUUGCUUAAGUUUUCGUGCACUGUAUAUCAUUUUUUCAUGUUUGUAAUUGUAAUGAGACAUUUCCUAAGGAUGUUCUAAUUUCCUUCUCAAGAUUUGGUUUAAGGUCCGGGCGAUAA
Molecule: messenger RNA, 3121 nt
Organism: Cucumis melo (muskmelon)
Lineage: Eukaryota; Viridiplantae; Streptophyta; Magnoliopsida; Cucurbitales; Cucurbitaceae
Product: putative pentatricopeptide repeat-containing protein At3g15200
Exons: 2
Coding region: 178-1785 (535 amino acids)
Molecular function (GO): protein binding
Source: RefSeq, a predicted model, not a curated record